UUUACCUUAUUUCUAGCAGUUUGUACUAGGCCACGCAUAAAACAUCUCAGAUGAUUAAAAUGUAAAGUGAAUCUGUGAUGCCACAUCGCAGAUUCUGUUGCCUUCUUUAUUUGAGAGGAUGAAAGUGGCAGAAUAAUAGGAUGCUGGUGCCACAGAUGGGGUUUUAUUUUGAAAAUGUAGACCGGGAGUUGUAUUUUAACCGAUAUGUCUUGACUGUGUUCACUGACGGGGGAGUCUCCUCUUCUCCAGUGGGCACGCACGUACAGUAUCGGGGAUUCCACAGUGGGCUCGGUCGUGUGAAGAGCAGGGUAAACAGGACGCGCACCGUCAUGUUCACGGGGAUGCGGACGGAGAAACGGGCAGACUCCGGCCUCGGGGACUCCGCGGCUCUGAGGCAGCAGAGGAGGCUGAAACAAGCCAUUCAGUUCCUCCAUAAAGACUCAGCUGAUCUGCUGCCUUUGGAUGGACUGAAGAAACUCGGGACGUCUAAACAGGGGCAGCCGCAUAAUAUUCUCCAGAAGCGCCUGUUGGAGGCCAAGCUGUCCCGAGGCAGGAUGAACAUGUGUGGCGGAGUCCUUCUGAGUCGCAGCCUCGUAAAUUCACACGACGACGAGAAUGAAGAGGAGGAAGACCUCAUCCAUGUGCUCUGCAAAUGUUUAGGACAGGAAGUGAAUGUACUCAUCGACACCGGGUGCAAGCUGAACCUGAUGUCCUCACUGAGUGUGGAGCGAUUAGGUCUCAAAGAGCUGGUCGAAGAGAAUAAAAUGGAGACGGGUGGCUUUCCAUUUCAGCGUCAUCUCUGCAUCGACGGUCACAUCAAGGAGCUCGGCCUCACUAUCGGACAACUCAGAAUAAUGUGUUCAUUUGCCAUAGUGGAAAGCAACAAGCCACUGGUGUCUCUUGGCAGCAAGACUUUGAAGUCACUCAAGUGUGUAAUUGACAUGGAAAAGCAGACGCUGUUGUUCGGGACAACCGUUAGAGAGCAAGUUGAGUUUUCCAAAAAAACUUUUAAUGAAAGCUCCUCCGACUUCAGAGACCUGGGUUACUGAUCAUCCUGCCCCAGAAACACACAGAUGAAGAGCAACAGAAAUAUUUACUCUUGCAACUAGAUGCCGCAUUAGGGAACAUUGGAUGUCUCGCAUCACACACUUACUUCCUCUCUGCUUGUUCAUUUGCUGUAUUUAGCAGCAACAUACUCCACGAUGACCCCACAGGUUUUUAAAUAAUACAUAAAAGCAGCCACUCACACUAACCGUUCCUUAUGUAGCAUCGGCAUCAUUGUAGCCUAGAGUAUGUAUCUUGUAUUAGCUGUCACUACAGUAGUGUGUUCUGUGCAGGUAGUAAACAGAAGCUGUAGUGUUGUAGCCUUUAAGAUUCUGAUAGAAUUGUGAUUUAUAAUGUAGAUCUUGUAUCCUACAAAUGAGCAACUGUUGUGCCAGAGGUAGUAUUUUACAGCCGUGGAGAACUUAGCACAAUCUAUUGUAUACAGAUUUACUGUAUCUACCGUGUUUUAUAACGUUGUAAAUGUGUUUUCUAGUCCCAAACAUGUAUUUGCAUUGAAGCCACUGCCUUUUGAAUGUUUACAAAAUAAUAGUGACGCUCGUGAUAUGUUUUAUCACUCGACUGUAGCAGGAGCGCAGCACUGAACAACCAAUAAAAUCCCAAAUUAUGUGA
Mugil cephalus (flathead mullet) is the source of this 1674-nucleotide messenger RNA. Its product is annotated as nuclear receptor-interacting protein 3-like. The record is from RefSeq and is a predicted model, not a curated record. Bases 141 to 1049 code for a protein of 302 amino acids. Gene Ontology annotation, biological process: proteolysis. Gene Ontology annotation, molecular function: aspartic-type endopeptidase activity. NCBI's taxonomy places the organism in Eukaryota, Metazoa, Chordata, Actinopteri, Mugiliformes, Mugilidae. The transcript has 7 exons.